GGACUGGAGGUAGAGGGAGCAGUGGGAGUUCGGAGACAGAACAGGUGACAGGUAAAGGGCACAUAACAGGACAGGUGACGGAGAAAGAGGGGACAACAGGAGGACGUGCAGAAGAAGAAACAGAGACUAAGAGUAUAGGUGCAGGACAGGUGACAGAGGAUAGCAGGUGGACAGGUACUAAAUAGGUGACAGGGACAGGAGUUAGAUUUGUUGGCAAAAGAUCAAGUAUAAAACAGAAAUUAGAAAUAUAGGAGAGCAGGAGAAAAGCAGAGAAUUCACAGGGGAGGGAAGGUGCAGGGAAAUAGCCAGGAAGAUGCAGAAGUGAGAGAGACCGUGAUAGGGAAACGAUACCAGAAGGUGAGUAGCCGAAAAGAAGAUAGUAGACAGAUAGCAGGAAAGGGAGUAGAGAAAAGGUGCGAGAAAUCGAAGAGCGAAAGAUAUAAGGAGAGUUUAGAAAAAACAGCUGAUGGGAAACUACAAGAAGUCGAGAUGAAUCAGAGUUAACGAGGCAGCAGAAGAAGAGCGAAUCAUCAAAGAAAAGGAGAGUGAAAUUUCAGAAGUACGGACCAGUAGGUGUCUCCAUGGUGUGUGCGGCAUGGUGAAUCUGGCAGGGGAAUUGCAUCAGCGCAAGAACCUCAGGUAGCAACAAUCAGUAAGCUAAAGAAGACCAGUUUGCUGCCAUGAUUCUUCAGAAAGGCUCAGACAACAAGGACAAGUGAUUUUGAUUCUUCAGAUGAAGAAUUUGAAGAAGAGCACCAAAUGCCUCUCCAAGUAUCUUGGUUGGGAUUAGCUGUGGUGAACUGCCAUCAGUUGCUUGGAAUCUGUGCACUGCCAGGUUGUAAAUUUAAAGACAUAAGAAGAAACCUUCAGAAAGAUUUAGAGGACCUCAAGAGCUACAAUAUACAAAAUGUAUUUGUGCUCUGCACCAAAGGAGAGAUGGUCAAGUACAGGGUUCCAAGCUUGUUAGAAUCAUACCAACAGAAGGGAUUCACGGUGUAUCACUAUCCUUUUCCUGAUGGAAGUGUUCCAGAUAUUGCUAGCUGUUGGAAAAUUCUGGAAGAGUUGAGAAUCUGCUUGGAAAAUGGCAAGAAGACCCUCAUCCAAUGUUAUGGAGGUCUUGGGUGCUCGUGUCUAAUUGCAGCAUGUCUCCUACUUCAACUGUCUGACACCAUGCUGCCAGAAGAAGCAAUUGACCUUCUUCGUGAGCUAAGAGGAGCUGGAGCAAUUCAAACUGUAAAGCAAUACAACUACUUACAUGAUUUUCGGGAUAAUGUGGCAACGUACUUGGCAACAAAGGAAGACUCAGCAUGUCGAUCAGUGUCAAGAUAAAAUGCAGAAAGUUCAGGCUGUAUAUUUCUAAUCAUUUGUAAAUUAAUUGUAAAUACUAAAUCCAAAUAAGUUUAAAAACAGAAGUGAUGUUCAAACAUAAUCAAUACUUAAGACUUCAAAUUAUUGUACACUGAAAUUAUCCAAAUACAUUAAGGAAUAACUUCUAUAGUCAGCAACCAAAUGCUUUGAAUUCAGUUCCACUGGGAGUGUUAUUCCCUGCCCAUUUCAUGAGUUGACUGAUGUGACUCAAGUUGCUGCUUAUACAUUACUAAUAAAUUAGUUUACAAGGAAGGAAUGAAAAGAAAAAAAAAUGCUGAGAUUGGACACUUCUAGUGUUGAAAUUCAAUGUAUAGGUAGCUUUACUCUAUUUUCUACCUUAGUGUAUUUGCUCCUGAUAAUGUGCAUUCUUCUUUGGCCCCCUAUUAGCAAUUAGUCCCUAGGUACAAUGUACAACUUCUCAACAUUGUCAGUGCUUUGCCUAGGACCUUCCAAAAAUUAAUAGGCAAACUGGGCACUUGAAAUGGAAUACUUAAGUACCAUACUGAAGGAGUGGUGGUGCCAUUUUUCUAUGAACAAUCAUGGAUUUUAAGACACUACUUGAAAUCCAAUAAGGGAAUUCUCCUGCUACCAAAUAUUUAUCGAUCAACCAGACAAUCUAUUUUAGUGAUAUUGGCUAUGUAAUUGCUACAAUAGUCAUUUUAUUUUAACUAUUUCAUUAGCUAAUAGGUACCUUAUGCAUUUCAUGGGGAGUGACCACAGGCUGAAAGUAAGAUAAUCUGGCUCAUUUAUCUUAAUGCACCCGUUCCAACAUUCAGCAUAUUGCAGUUUGCUUACACAUAUUCCCUCCAUCAGUAUGAGCCAUCUCAGAAUUGUGUAGCACAGGGGCCCGUUUGUUCUACUUUCCCUGCAUCAGUUCUUAGGACCAUCCAAUCCCAUCUUCCCUUCAGUUGUUUAACUAAUUCCCUGUAGCAAGUUAUUAUCAACUCCACUUCCACCACCAUUUCAGGUAUUGCAUUCCAAUUUACAACUUGCAGCAUAGAAAAUGUUUUAUUCUUCUAUCCAAUGAUUCCCCACCCCAAUGACACCAAAUCCAUGUCCUUCAGUUACUUGCUGUCUUGCUAGCAGAAGCAGAUUUUCUUCCACAACUACUCAAUUUCAAACAUCUCUUAAAUCUCCCAUUAAUUUGCUCAGCUCCCAGUAAUUUCCUCGGCACACUAAGAUCUUGGCGUCCCUUCUAAAGAUUGAAGUCCCAGAUUAGGCAAUACUCCACAUGAACCUAACCAGUGAUUUGUAAAGGUUUAGUCUAAGUACCACCAGAUGCACUCCAGCAUCUCACCAAGUCUUCUUCAGCAGCACUUCCCAAAUCUGUGAUUUACACAAUCAAGAAAGAUAGGCUACAAUUACCAUGGGGACACAACUACCUCCAAGUUGCACAUAAUCCUUGCUUGGACAAGAGAAAUGAAAAUAUUAACAAAUUCAAGUAAUGCAACCCACAGCCACAUUAUGGAAGCAAAUCUUAAUUGUUUUGAAACAAUAACAAAAGUUACUGACAAAACUUGAGGACACAGACUAUUUUGAUUUGUCAAUUUGAUCCCAUGCUCACUGACAGGGCUGCAUACUGGAACAGUAAAGAAUUUGCAUCUGCAUCGUGCCUCUCUGCCCAGCUGAAACAUUUAACAAAGUAGCAAAAACGUGAUCAGUAUUUUACCUUAGAACCUGAAGCCAUCAAUUUACCCAGCAUGAUCCCAUAAUCAGGAAUGAUAACCAGAUCACCCAUUCUAAACAGAAGUUGAUGAAUAUGUCUAAACAUAGUCUACAGAACAAAAGUAAUUUAAUAUGACAGAGUGUCAGCACUGAAGAAAAAAAUCUCUGCCGGAAGCUCUCCUCCAGCAUGAAUGAUACAAUAUUUAUGAAAAGUUUACUGCAAUAAAGUUGCUGGAAUGAUAUAUCCAAAUAUACAGUAGCAUAAUUGGGAUGUCUGUCAGAACCUACUUAAGCAAUUGAAAUGCUGACGCAUGGUAAUGCUUUCAAAGUACUAAUGAAUUUUCCUAAAUAUUUUUGAUCUAUUGAUGGUUAGUGCAAAUGGAAAGGGCUGUGUUUAUUCUCUUGUGGCAUAUUAUUUGCCAAUAUAUUCAAAAGACUCAUCAUACUUGCUACAAGAUCACUUGCAUUAUGACAAAAUUGUGAAUUUUUUUUUAAAACAAAGUUCACAACUAAGAAAAUGGGCAACCUUAGAAACAAACAAAUCGUUCAAAGGGUUGUGAAUUCUGGAUGUUUUGAAGAGAACACUCCAGUAUAAAAAUUUUAAUCCAUUACUAUCCAAUCCUGCUCAUACAAAAUAUACUGUGCUUUGACUAAUUGAUGAACAGUCUUCAAUCAAUCAGUUUCUCCAUCUCCAUGUAUCUUUCAUGUCAUUAAAGUUUAAGGAUGGUCUAA
Messenger RNA from Pristis pectinata (smalltooth sawfish), 3765 nucleotides. RefSeq names its product cyclin-dependent kinase inhibitor 3 (gene cdkn3). Bases 760 to 1329 code for a protein of 189 amino acids. The transcript has 9 exons. The record is from RefSeq and is a predicted model, not a curated record. Lineage: Eukaryota; Metazoa; Chordata; Chondrichthyes; Rhinopristiformes; Pristidae. Gene Ontology annotation, molecular function: protein tyrosine phosphatase activity. Gene Ontology annotation, cellular component: nucleus.